AUGGGAAGGAAGAAUCGAACAACGGUCAUCAUCAAGGACAGCUCGGUCUACAGCAACAAAGGUUUCAAAUCCCUCACACAGGCUCAGCUUUUGUCAGAUACCCUCUAUUACGGCCCGUCAAACGAUACACGCCCAUGGCUGAUCUACUAUAUCUCUCGCCCGUUAGUUGGAACAUAUGAUCCUGCUAAAGUCAUCCCAGCCGCAGUACCGGGGACGGUUUCUAGGAGCCUCGACCCUUCACCUUCAGAUAAAAAGGACAGGAACGAAGGGCCCAUUGCGGCUCCAAAUAAACAAGAGAUCAAAUCAUUUGGUGAAUUGCUGGCCAACUUUCCAAUGAUCGCAAAACAGAUGCAGCCAGGUCUGGAAAGGCUCUUCCGCGAGUUCGGCAAAGAACUCGGAAAGCCACUACCGCCGCCACCCUCUCGGUCGCCUUCUGCUUCUGGAAGUGAGUUUGAACACAGGCUAUCCCGCGCCGAAACCCUCGCGGAUGAGAGCUCCUCUGUUCGCAGUUGGUCAUCCCGCCGCAGCCGGCUGCCAUUCAAUUCUGAAGAAUACUUUGAGGACGACGAAGAUUUGAUGCGCAGGAGUCUAGAAACUGCGGUGACUGCUGCUAUUGAUCUAUUUCGACUAGUCGACAAACAACAGCUGUCUCUUCUGGGCGCGACAACUGAUCUCACCGGCCCCUUGGUCGAGCGACUGAUCGAGCGCUAUGUUGCGGAGCAAGUUCACGAGACUCUUGUGUUUCCACGUUUAUGCGCCUUCCGGAAGCCUGAGGAUGCAGAGCUGGACUCCCGAAUCCGUCACAUGGAGAGUCUCGACGUCACUCAAGUUGGUCUGACCGUCGAAGGCGGCCAUCGGGGAAAACGAGAAUUGAUUCGUCGACUGGGAAAAGGUGUGGAAGAGUUUCGCAAAAUGAAUGAUGCUCGCGGGCCCCAUGAUAUGCUCAAUGUUCUGUUGGAGACUGUAAAGGUAGUGUCUUUCCCUGGAAGCUAUGACAAUGUGGAUGGGCCAGCAUCUGAGAAGGCACAUCCUUCGAUUACGAUAAACGCAGACGUAUUGGUCUCGCUACUACUGGUGGUCGUAAUCCGAUCGCAAUUAAGACAUCUUCAGGCCCGCUUGCUCUACAUGCAGCAUUUUAUCUACAUCGAUGAUGUGGACAGUGGCGAGAUGGGCUAUGCUUUGAGCACAUUCGAGGCUGUCCUGAUGUAUCUAGUCACCGACUCUGCAGGCUUGCGUCGGGCCAGUGCGCGCAAUCGACGUCUUUGGCAAGCAACUAAAAGUGGCAGGAUCUCGGAUAUGAAAGGGAUAUUGGAGCCCAACGGCGAGCAUGAAUCCAUCGACGAGGCAAUUCCACCCGAACCGGAGCGCAAGUCAGUGCUGUUCCAGACUGAUAGCGCUGAUGAAGUCGAUGAGUCUCUUUUCGAAACUUCAUCCGUGUACAGCAAUCCAGCGGCCAUAAAUGGCGAGCCGGUACCCGACGACCCGAAUGCGCCAGACGAUCCCCCAUUAUCGCACGUAUUCCCCUUUCAAACAUGGCACAAGAAUAAUUCAUUCUCAAGAGAUAUCUAUCGUCCAGUCAAGAAAGUUUCAAUGGAUGUCCGCAGCCUCUCAGAGUCAUCGGCAAUCUCCUUUCACUCAAGAUCGACUACUAUCAAUUCGAUGGCUAGCGGGAUCGAAGGUGAUACUUCUAUCGAGACAUUGACAAAGACUCAGGACCCUGCGGGCGAUUCCAUACCUAUGAUGGCUGAUGGGACUACGCUUCUUAACGCAGCAGUUCAGCUUGGGCACGCAGAAAUCGUCCAUAUCCUGUUGGAUUUCCUAUUUAGCAGAACGGACGAGGGCAUUGUUGCCAAAUAUCUGACGAAGUCCGACGUUCAUGGUCGCACUGCAGCCCAUUACCUCUUCAGUACCCCGGCGCUUCUCAGAAGAGUCAGUGGCUUGCUUCCCUGGCGGCAGCGCGACAAGCAUGGACAAACACCUCUCUUCGCUUUAUGUCGGUCAUACGACCAUCCCGAGUACAAGGCGCUGGUUCAAUUGGCAUUGACUGCCGCUCAGAAAGCCCAGGGCAAUAUGAUGCCUCUACAACUCGAUGACCACGUCGAUGCGAAGGGCAACACCCUAUUGCAUAUUGUUGGCGACCCUGAAAUUACCACCCGCAUCCUGCAAGAAAGCGAUUGUGACCCGAAUGCCGCCAACGACAAGAGGUUCACACCGCUGAUGAUGGCAAGUAAAUAUGGUCGAAUUGACCAGGUUCGGAUCUUGUUUUCGGACCCGCGGGUUGAUGUUCACGUCAAAGAAGCUCGCGGCUUGACCGCCGUUGAACUGGCUAAAGAUGAUGAGGUUCGAAACCGUAUCGAUGAUCUGAUCCUGUUAUCCCAUCCAGCAUCGACCUAUGCAGACUCGUCUGGCCGUGUGACUACGGUAGUACGGUCUUUCUUUGUGGAAGAUGCAACCGUUCGAUUCAUCUUGAAAUCCGGUGCACCGCAAGCUCCUACCCAGUCGAUGGCUUCUGCGCGACCGGGAUCAGGAACUACUUACACCGUCACGACCUGCCGUAGGAGCUUCGUUGACUUCGAGAACCUGGCCAAGUGGCUGUCCGUCGAGCAUCCUGCUUCUUACGUGCCGUCUCUCUCGGAUUUCCGUAACCCGUUCCAGAUUCACUCGAAGCCAUCAAGGUCUGUUCUACAUGACCUUCAAGAAAAGCUAGAUCGCUUCUUGAAGACAUUGCUGAUGCACCCAACGUUCUCCACCCACGAGAUGCUAUGGGAGUUUUUCCUUGUGCCUGAGUUGCAGCCAGAGAUGAUGGCAGAUCGAUCUCGAAGCAAAGCAGCUGCCCUGAAGCAAUUCGUCUCCCAUGCACAGGACAUGGUCCGAGGUGUCCACGCCAGCACCCGUACCCUCAUACGACGAGGGCAUGCACUCCAAAACAGCGCCUCCGAUCUUGCAGACUCGGUCUCCCUCUGCGCCUCUGUUCUUUCUACCCUCAAGGAACCCACAAAUGUUCUUCCGCCCUCCCACAUAGACGCCUUCACCCGCUACGGAGCAUGCCUCUCAACCUCCCGCUCCGACUCCUCUCCCCUCCUGCAAUACAUCUCAGCCAUGACGGCCAUCGACAACACGACCUCUGCAGUUCUCCUCUCCCUCGCCCGCCCCCUAUCCCUCAUGUCCGAUCUGAACUCCAUCAGCCGUGCUGUCUCCCGCAACCGCUCAGCCCUCCUCUCCCAAUCCCUCCCCCGCAAAUUCAAUAUCAAUCUCCCCGGCUUCGAAGAGUCCCGCCAGAAAACCGUGCGAGACCUCGAGCGUAAGAUCAGUGACGGCGAGAUAGCCUCCAAUCGUGUCGCAAAGGAGGUCUCCUGGAACAAAGACGUUGUGGUGAGCGAACUCGCCGGCUGGACGACCUGGCGCGAGCGGGUCGGCCGCGAUGCCAUCCGCGCCUUCGUUAAGGACACGCUUAUCCGGGAAAAGGAGCGUGGGAAGCGCAUGGAGCGCUGUCUGCAUAGCGUGCGGGAGAUGAAGUAA
Penicillium chermesinum is the source of this 3519-nucleotide messenger RNA. RefSeq names its product putative VPS9 domain protein. The record is from RefSeq and is a predicted model, not a curated record. Bases 1 to 3519 code for a protein of 1172 amino acids. Gene Ontology annotation, molecular function: SNARE binding; guanyl-nucleotide exchange factor activity; phosphatidylinositol binding. The transcript is spliced from 5 exons. Gene Ontology annotation, biological process: early endosome to late endosome transport. Lineage: Eukaryota; Fungi; Ascomycota; Eurotiomycetes; Eurotiales; Aspergillaceae. Gene Ontology annotation, cellular component: transport vesicle; late endosome; plasma membrane.